AUGUUUGCGAAAAGUCUUCUAACGCUCGGCUUGGCCCUCGCGGCUCAGGCGGUCGAGAUCACCGUCAAGUCGACUGGAGGAAAUGCUACAUCACCUCUUCAAUAUGGGAUCAUGUUCGAAGACAUCAACAACUCUGGAGAUGGCGGCGUGUACGCCGAGCUUGUUCAGAAUCGAGCAUUCCAGGGCAGCGGUAUCUGGCCAAGCAACCUGACUUUUUGGUCUGCGCUUGGCGGUGCCCAGCUAUCCCUGCUGAACCUCUCGACGCCACUAUCGUCGGCUCUGCCAGCUUCGAUGCAGGUUACUGGAACCGGGAAUGGUAUCGGCUUCUCCAAUGCUGGCUUCUGGGGCUUCCCGGUCGUCUCGAACUGGACCUAUAAAGGCUCCUUCUAUGUCCAUGGUGACUACAACGGCAACAUCAGCGUCAAUCUUCAGUCCUUGGAGAAGAAGUCUUGGGCAGAGGCGUCGAUCGAGGUGUCGUCCAGCUCUGGGCAGUGGACACAGUACCACUAUACGCUACAGCCAGGUCAGGAUGCUCCGAAUUCGAACAAUACCUUGGACUUUACCUGGGACUCCACUUCUGGAUGUGCUCUUGACUUCAACUUGAUCAGCCUAUUCCCCCCGACGUACAACGACCGGGAGAAUGGAUUGCGGAUUGAUCUUAUGGAAGCGAUGGCUGGCUUGAAGCCGUCGUUCUUCCGAGCUCCGGGAGGCAACAACGUGGAGGGUCUCCAGUCACCGUAUUGGUGGAACUGGACGAACACUAUCGGUCCACUGACAGACCGACCUGGAUAUCCCGAUACCUGGAGCUAUGAGAUCACCGAUGGACUCGGCUUGAUAGAGUACAUGCUGUGGGCACAGGAUCUCGGCAUGGAAAUUGUUCUUGCAGUAUGGGCAGGCCUCUGGCUCGACAAGGAAGUCGUCCCAGAAGAUCAGCUCCAGCCGUACGUGCAGUCCGCACUGGAUGAGAUCGAAUUCCUCCGAGGCGACGCUUCAUCGCCUUGGGGCAGUGUUCGUGCCAGUCUCGGAUACCCGGAGCCGUUCUCUGUCAAGUAUGUCGAAGUCGGCAAUGAAGACAGCUUGAACGAAGGAGACAAGAGUUACCGGGAGUACAGGUUCAAGAUGUUCAAUGAUGCCAUUAGCGCAGCUUACCCAGACAUCAAAGUUAUCUCCAGCUUUUACGAUGUCGAUGACUAUCAUCAGUACGCCCUCCCCAUCGAGAUGUCGUCUGAGUUCGGCAAAUUCGACAACUAUACCUCAGAUCAUCCGAUCCUCAUUGGCGAGUAUGCCAUUGUCGAAUACGACGGCUUUAACAGAACUGAGGUGACCUGGGAGAAAGGCGCCCCACGAGCCUUCACACCUUUCUGGUAUGGCACAGUCGCAGAAGCCAUCUUCGUUCUCGGAGCCGAGCGCAAUUCAGACAAGAUGAUCGGAGCAGCGUACGCGCCGAUGCUGCAGAACCUGAACAGAUGGGAGUGGAUUCCAAAUCUCAUCUCGUAUGAUGCGAACCCAGCACACACCACGCUCUCCACGAGCUACCACAUGAUCAGCCUGUUCUCCAGCAAUCGGAUCACGGAGAAUCUGCCCAUGGAAGGUGCCGAGUUUGGUCCAGCGUACUAUGUUGCUGGCCGUAGCAACGUGACGGGCUCGCAUAUCCUCAAGGCAGCUGUUUACAACAGCACUGGGGAUGUUCCAUUCAAUGUCGUCUUCGAAGGGGUCGGAGCUGGCUCGACCGCGACAUUGACAUACCUGACCGCGCCGAUGAAUGCCAGUCAGCCAAUUGGUGGGAAUAUUGUCGAGACACACACGUCCCAGGUGGAUGCAGAUGCCAAUGGCGCAUUCUGCUUCAGCUUGCCGGAGUACUCGGUCGCUGUACUGGAUGUUGCCGGAAGUGAUUGCUAG
Messenger RNA from Zymoseptoria tritici IPO323, 1899 nucleotides. RefSeq names its product ABFa alfa-L-arabinofuranosidase-A-like protein. Lineage: Eukaryota; Fungi; Ascomycota; Dothideomycetes; Mycosphaerellales; Mycosphaerellaceae. Gene Ontology annotation, molecular function: alpha-L-arabinofuranosidase activity. The transcript is spliced from 5 exons. Bases 1 to 1899 code for a protein of 632 amino acids. The record is from RefSeq and is a predicted model, not a curated record. Gene Ontology annotation, biological process: L-arabinose metabolic process.